This is a messenger RNA of Cyprinus carpio (common carp), 2492 nucleotides long. RefSeq names its product adhesion G-protein coupled receptor G7-like. The transcript is spliced from 13 exons. Gene Ontology annotation, biological process: G protein-coupled receptor signaling pathway; cell surface receptor signaling pathway. The record is from RefSeq and is a predicted model, not a curated record. Gene Ontology annotation, molecular function: G protein-coupled receptor activity. NCBI's taxonomy places the organism in Eukaryota, Metazoa, Chordata, Actinopteri, Cypriniformes, Cyprinidae. The coding region runs from base 186 to 1796 and encodes 536 amino acids. Gene Ontology annotation, cellular component: membrane.
AACAGAACUUAGCCUCCAGCACCCAGAUCCUCACAUCCAUACCAGAACGGCUAACACCCCACAACAUCACAAAUGCAGCUCAAAUAACCAACAUCCUGCUUUCUGACCAACAAACUACACACACUACGGAUAUUGCCAUAUCGGCAGUUGCUACAAUCAGUCAGCUCCUGAAUGCAAGUCAUGAGAUGUACUCUUCAGUUGACCAUACUGCAAUUUCUGAAUUAACACAGACUCUACAGAAACUCUCUCUGCGUGAGAAACCAAAUCCAUUGUUGGUGCAACCGAAAAUGGCAGUGCAGUCACUGAAGGGACAAACGCCAAUCCGACAAGUGCAAUUAACCUCUUUUAAAGGGCUGAAUGACAACUUUUUACCUGACAGAAUUAAACUGCAUAUAACAGAGGCUGAAGUUUCCAAACAUAUAGUUGACCUUCAAAUGAAUGUCACAUUCAGUGAAGAUUUUGAUAAAGAUAUUGGGUUUGUCCUCUAUGAUAAUGAUCAGUUCUUCCAGUCAAAAAGCUUUAAACCUUCUCUGGAUACCAAGAGAAGAGUUAUAUCUGCUAAUCUUCAAGAAAAUUCUGGAAUAGAUCAGGUUCAGUUUGCAGUCACACCAUCGGCCGAUUCGACAAUGUCCCUCAAUGACUUUGCCUGCGUGUUUUGGAGUUAUGAUAAACAGGACUGGAUCACUGACGGUUGCACUAAAAACAAGAGUCCCUCGGGACAUGUAGUUUGCAGUUGUAAAAAACUAAAAAAUGCAAACUUUGCUAUUCUGAUGGCAUUUGAUAUCAAUUAUCAAUAUUCUGAAGCCUUGCAUUGGAUCAGCAUCACCGGCUGUGCUCUGUCUGUGGUGGGACUGUCUGUCACAGCAUUGUACCAAAUCAUUACCAGGAAGUCAAGAGGAGGCACCCCUACUCUGCUAGUGGUGAACAUCUGCUUGAGUAUGACGGUUUUCUACCUUCUCUUCAUCUUCGGCAUAAACAACCCUGUCCAACAUGUGAAUGGAACAAAGAUGUCUGGCGAGAAUAUAGUUCCUGAGUCUGAUCACCACAAGUACUCAGAUCAGGGACCCUGUACGGCAUUUACAGCUCUGCUUCAGUACUUCCUGUUGCUUACGUUCACUUGGAACACUCUGUACGGCAUUAAUGUGUUUCUGCUGUUCAAAAACUCAGUGUCUGGAACACCUCCAUGGUUUCCACAGGUCGCCAUGGCUGUCGGAUGGGGUUUGCCUGCUGUUAUUGUUGGUAUCUCAUUGGGUUCCACUUACCGUGUGGAGGAGCCUUUAGGUUAUCGACAAGAAGAGUUUUGCUGGCUGGCUUCACUGGACCACAAACAAAAAUUCAAUAUAAAGAAACCCAUGUUUUGGGGAUUCGUGCUCCCUUUACUGCUCAUGCUGAUCUCAAACACAGCAAUACUGCUGCACUUCUCUUACAAAAUCUGCAGGACCAACCCUAAUUUAAACAAAUCACGUAAAACUUCUCUGACGAAGAAGAUGAUGAGUAGUUUUUCUCUGGCAGUGAUGCUCGGCUUGUCUUGGGUCACAGGUUACAUUUUAAUGAUCACCCAAGAAAAAAAUCUCAAAUUUAUUCUCAGUUUGGUUUUCUGUCUAUUAAACACAACACAGGGUGUUCAGAUAUUCAUAUUAUUCGCUCUGAGGCCUUUUCUAAACUCGAAUCCAGCUAUUCUUAACUCUCUGCGUGCGCCAGAAAUAGGCUUACACAAAAAAACAUUUUUUUUAUGGAAAAAUAAGAUCCCAGAAAGCAACGAUAGCUACAAAUCCACAGAUGAUGACUCACCCUGACAGGCCAUCAAAGAUCCGGCGUAGAUCGUUGGUGGGACUGUGGUCUUCACCUCAGGAGUUGUAUACAUCAUGCAGUGAAGGCUCAUUAAAUGAAUUAAGACAAGGAGGAAUAUCAGCUUGAGUUAGAUAUUUUCAGAAAUUGUCAUUAGGAGUUUAUUGGGCUUUGUUCACACUGCACACAAAUCUGAUUUGGCUUUAAUUUUCACACUUUAGGAUUGAUUGUCAACACAUUUACUCACUCUCAGACCAUCCAAGAUGUAGAUGAGAUUGUUUCUUCAUGGGAACAGAUUUAGAGAAAUUUAUCUUCACAUUACUCACUCACCAUUGGAUCCUCUGCAUUUGAAUAGGUGCCAUCAGAAUGAAAGUCCAAACAGCUGAUAAAAUCAAAACAAUAAUCCACAAGUAAUCUACUCGACUCCAAAUUGUUAUUACUCUGUAAAAUAUAUCUGAGCAUCAUAAUGAUUGUGAUCCUUGAAAUGUCCCUCAGAUGUCUGCAGUGCAUCUUUGAUCUACAGUGUGUAGAAAACUAUAUUAGCCUUAGAACAGAACAUUGAGGAACUCAAUUUGUAAUGUCUGGAAACUAUAGUUCAGUGUUUGCAAUAAUCAUAGUACCAGCAACACACAUCUACAAGAAGCAUGUAAAACUGCACUCUUGUCUAAAUGUAGGAUUAUUUUGAAUAAAAUAUGUGAUGGAAA